Molecule: messenger RNA, 318 nt
Organism: Helobdella robusta
Lineage: Eukaryota; Metazoa; Annelida; Clitellata; Rhynchobdellida; Glossiphoniidae
Exons: 4
Coding region: 1-318 (105 amino acids)
Source: RefSeq, a predicted model, not a curated record
AUGAACAAGAAAUCGCUACUUGUCGUACUAGUCGUAACUUUGGUGGCGAUACAUUCUGGCCGCAGUUACACAAUCGACAUAAGCAGGCUGCCGAGGCAAAUUCUCCCUGAUUCCUCAACGUUCGAAAAGUUGCUAGAAUAUCAUCCGUACAUCAACUUGAGUGCAGCAGACAAGUUAUAUCUGAUGAAAAUGAAAGGAAACAUAAUCUCAUCCACUACGAAUUCGGUUUUUGUAACACCUCUUUGCCAAGACAUGAAUAUCUAUCUUGUUUCCAACGGUCGCCACGUGGAGGCGGGUGUUGAGACCGUCUCCUUGUAG